GAGAUGGAUAAACUGACCAUCAUCUCAGGAUGUCUCUUUCUGGCCGCCGAUAUCUUCGCCAUCGCCAGCAUCGCCAACCCCGACUGGAUCAACACCGGGGAGUCGGCGGGAGCGCUCACUGUGGGGCUAGUGCGACAGUGUCAAACAAUCCAUGGACGAGACCGAACGUGCAUCCCUCCCCGGCUACCCCCAGAGUGGGUCACCACCCUGUUUUUUAUCAUCAUGGGAAUCAUUUCAUUGACUGUCACUUGUGGUUUGCUGGUGGCUUCCCACUGGCGAAGAGAAGCUACAAAAUAUGCUCGAUGGAUAGCAUUCACUGGAAUGAUCCUUUUCUGUAUGGCUGCCCUAAUAUUUCCAAUAGGAUUUUACAUCAAUGAAGUCGGAGGUCAACCUUAUAAAUUACCCAACAACACAGUAGUUGGGUCUUCAUAUGUACUUUUUGUCUUAUCAAUUUUCUUUACAAUAGUAGGACUUCUAUUUGCUGGCAAAGUUUGUUUACCAGGCUGAUGAAUGUCUAAACUGCUUGACUCUAUUAUUUUAUUUUUAUUUUUAUUUUUUUAUUUUUAGAGGGUGGGAGGACAAAAGACAAGGCAUCUGAGCAGUCCUCUCAUAGGAAAAUGCUUAGAUGAAACUGAUACUGAAAAGGAAAAAAAUGCUUUGAUUUGUUCUCACUAUGCACUUUGGAUUUAAAAAAAAAAAAAAAAAAUUGAGAGCCUUUCCAUAACCAAAUACAGACAAUAUUGACUAAAUCUCCUGAGCAUAUUCAGGCAGUCAGUCUGCACUGUGAUAGCAACCUAGUGAAGGAGAAUGCUUUAUACUGAAAAGCAUGUGGCCCUUUGUGACUCUGUUGUUCCGUUUUUAACGUCUAAUGAUUCAUUUGAGAAAAAAAGUCUAAGUAUUUAUGAAUCAUGGUGGACCAGAGGGAUGCAAAGAAGUUCAUGUGGGGCUGGCCUCACCUCCUAAGAAAUUAGUGUUCGCAACUUCCUUGUAAUGGGAUGAGCCUUUGGCACCAGAAUGGAUUACCGUUGCAUUACUGCACCAAGAAGCCAAUAGAUCAAAAUGUGUUUGCUAAAAUGUAUGUAAAAAUUCUAAAAUUCCCUAAUCUCUGUGUACAAAAAGAAAAGGAAAACAAACACUGAGA
This is a messenger RNA of Sciurus carolinensis (gray squirrel), 1141 nucleotides long. It is a transcript of the gene Mosmo, whose product is annotated as modulator of smoothened. The record is from RefSeq and is a predicted model, not a curated record. Gene Ontology annotation, cellular component: Golgi apparatus; ciliary membrane. Bases 4 to 507 code for a protein of 167 amino acids. The transcript is spliced from 3 exons. NCBI's taxonomy places the organism in Eukaryota, Metazoa, Chordata, Mammalia, Rodentia, Sciuridae. Gene Ontology annotation, biological process: negative regulation of smoothened signaling pathway.